Messenger RNA from Daucus carota subsp. sativus, 1022 nucleotides. Its product is annotated as AP2-like ethylene-responsive transcription factor At1g16060. Gene Ontology annotation, biological process: regulation of DNA-templated transcription. Bases 1 to 933 code for a protein of 310 amino acids. NCBI's taxonomy places the organism in Eukaryota, Viridiplantae, Streptophyta, Magnoliopsida, Apiales, Apiaceae. The record is from RefSeq and is a predicted model, not a curated record. Gene Ontology annotation, molecular function: DNA binding; DNA-binding transcription factor activity. The transcript has 8 exons.
AUGAACAAGAUGCCUUCUAAUUCAUCGUCUAUUCCUUCAAUUACUUCUCCUAAUAAGAAGAGGAAGGAUAAAGAUCAAAAUGGUGACAUUGGCCCAACCAAGAGAGCCUCCAUCUACACCGGAGUUUACAAGCAUAAAACAGGAAGGUUUGAGGCUCAUCUAUGGGACAAAGAUUCUUCGACAAACCAACUGAAAAGAAAGGGAAAAAACGUUUAUCUCGGUUCAUAUGAUGAUGAAGAAUCAGCGGCUCAUGCUUAUGAUCUUGCCGCUCUCAAAUAUAGGGGACCCACUGCUACACUAAAUUUUUCGGUGGAGCUAUAUGAAAAAGAUGUAAGAGAAAUGAAUGGCUUGACAAAGGAAGAGUAUGUAGCCACUUUAAGGAGAAAAAGCUCUGGAUUUUCCUCGGGAUUUUCACAAUACAGAGGAGUAUUUAAACACCAUUCCAAAGGUCGAUGGGAAGCUCGAAUUGGACAUGUUGAUGGAAAGAGAUAUCAAUACUUGGGAACCUUUGCUUCUGAAGAGGAAGCAGCUAAGGCAUAUGAUUUGGCUGUAAUUCAGCAAAGAGGAAAAGAUGCUUUGACAAACUUUGAUAUAAAGAAAACUAAAAUACCAUCCCAUGGAACAAAUUGGCAUAUUGGAAGAUCAGGAAUAUCCAAAAAAAUAAAGAAAUAUGACCAGCUUAAUUUGGAGAAUGGUCAGAGUAUUGCUGAUCAUACUGAUUUGAAAAAGGCUAUAAGGGAUGAAGUUCUUGCUGAGAUGGAGGAGAUGAUCGAGAAAAAAGUUCAUGAUAAGGUCACAAAGAUAUUUUGCAAACUGGGAGAGGUAGAUCCUUAUUUCAACGACAUCGAUCUUAAAGCGGUGUUGCGUGCUUGUGAUGAUGAACUUGACGAAAAGGAGGAUGGGAAUGUAGCUUCUGAACAUGGUGAUGAAUAAAGAUUUUUAGUAGUCACUUUUUAUGUUUAUAUCAUCUUCUCUGUGCUUUUGGAUUGAUUUUUGUAAGGAUGAUUUAUAAGUUGGUACCU